Messenger RNA from Petromyzon marinus (sea lamprey), 1770 nucleotides. Lineage: Eukaryota; Metazoa; Chordata; Hyperoartia; Petromyzontiformes; Petromyzontidae. The record is from RefSeq and is a predicted model, not a curated record.
AUGUCGGUCCGAGAGGACCCUGGCAAAGGCAGCCUUAGAGGCGUGCCGCCGCCAACCCGGCCUGAGGACUUUUCUACCUAUGCCGAGGAUGUGCGCGCGCUAACAAAGAUCGUACGCCCGGGGUACACGACCGAGGCGAUUGAGGACCUCGCCGCCGAGAAGAUCCAGCGGUACUUGGCUCGCACCUCGUGGUGGCAGCCCGAUGUAAGCUGUGCACGUCUACCCUUUAACGCCCUUGUCGAGCGUGCGCAUAAAUGCGAGAGACUGUCUAGUGAGCGCGAGCAAAGCUUCGGGGGGCUGGGACGAGAGCGUGCCAUCGCGAGCCUACUCCCAGAGGAGGAAGAGGAGGAGGAGGAGCUCGCCAGGACGGUAAGGGGGUGGGCAAGGGAGCCCCCGGGACCCCGCGAGACAACCCCGGGCUGGGUAGUGGGGAUACAGACGGGCAUCGGGAGGAUAGACAACAAGGUGGCCCAAGUUGGCGGGGAGGUGGCCCAAGUUGGCGGGGAGGUGAACCGAGUUAGCGGGGAGGUGACCCAAGUGCGCGGCCAUAUCACCAAACUGCAGUCUACCGUGGAGACGAUCCAGUCCGAGAUGGGUGAACUACGCUCCACGUCUUCUUUCUUCACUGGUGCUUCAUCUUGCUUGAGCCGAACUGAACUCCAGCACCCCGGGUCCCACCUUUUAUACAGUUCCUCACUCAGGGGUGGGGCUCGCGAGGGAUCCCAGCAUCCCCCACAGCCCCCCAGGGUGGUCCGUAGUGGACGUGGUUGUAACCACUGCCCUACAACCGCGUGUCCCCCCUCCCGUCACACCUCUACACCGGUUGUACUAGUGACGAAAAAGGAUGGAUCGACCCGGUUUUGCGUCGAUUAUCGAAAGUUAAAUGCAGCUACCCUCAGCGACGCCUUCCUCCCCCGCAUCAAUGACACCUUUGACAGCCUCGCAGGGGCGCGGUAUUUUUCCACCCUCAAUCUAGCGUCCGGGUACUGGCAGGUGGAGAUGGUGGAGGAGGAUCGGUCAAAGACCGCGUUUACCACCCCGAUGGGACUGUUCGAGUUCCGAAUACUCCCGUUCGGACUCACUAACGUGCCUGCGACAUUCCAGCGGUUGAUGGAGUUGGUGAUGGGGGGCUUGCAGUGGGAACAGUGCCUAAUUUACCUGGAUGAUGUGAUAGUGUUCAGAAGAUCUCUGUCUGAGCACUGGUCCAGGUUACGGGAGGUGUUCCAGCAACUGCGAGUAGCCCAUCUCAAGCUCACUGUGUGUUACCUUGCGCAGCGCGAGGUUGGGUACCUCGGACACCGCGUCAGCGAGGCGGGGGUGCGCACCGACCAGGAGAAGGUACGCGCCGUAGUGGAAUGGCCAAGACUGAGGAACCUGACGGAGAUCAGGUCGUUUUUGGGGCUAGCCACUUAUUGUCGUCGAUUUGUCAAGGGAUUCAGCGAGAUUGCACGCCCCCUCACCCAACUCACUUCCCCCAAGAAUCCCUAUCAGUGGACGGAGGACCACCUCACCCACACCCCCACCCUGGCUUUCCCUGACCCUUUCCACCAAUUUUAUUUUGGACACCGAUGCCUUCAGCAGUGGGCUGGGCACGGUGUUGUCACAGGUGUAGGAAGGGAGCGUAUUGGCUCUCGCUCAUGGUUCGAGAUCUACCAAACCCACUGUUCCACAAAAACUGGCCGCUCUUACCCUGCAGGUUGAACCUAGGAAUUGAGUGUUCAACUUCACAUUCUUGUCAUUAAAGGCCUGUGACAAAGGUGCAUCUAUUGG